Brettanomyces bruxellensis is the source of this 873-nucleotide messenger RNA. It is a transcript of the gene RPL5, whose product is annotated as 60S ribosomal protein L5. The transcript has 2 exons. Lineage: Eukaryota; Fungi; Ascomycota; Pichiomycetes; Pichiales; Pichiaceae. Gene Ontology annotation, biological process: translation; ribosomal large subunit assembly. Gene Ontology annotation, molecular function: 5S rRNA binding; structural constituent of ribosome. Bases 1 to 873 code for a protein of 290 amino acids. The record is from RefSeq and is a predicted model, not a curated record. Gene Ontology annotation, cellular component: cytosolic large ribosomal subunit; ribosome.
AUGGCAUUCAUCACACACAAGAGCACAUACUUGUCCAGAUACCAGACCCCCUUCAGAAGAAGAAGAGAGGGAAAAACCGACUACUACGCCAGAAAGAGAUUGGUGACCCAAAACAAGGCCAAGUACAACACCCCAAAGUACAGACUUGUGGUCAGAUUCACCAACAAAGACAUCAUCUGCCAGAUCAUCUCGUCCACCCUUAAGGGAGAUAUCGUCUUCACUGCCGCAUACUCGCACGAACUUCCAAGAUAUGGAAUCAAGCAUGGUUUGACUAACUGGCCUGCUGCUUAUGCCACUGGUUUGCUUAUUGCAAGAAGAGCACUCCAGAAGCUCGGCUUGGACAAGACAUACGAGGGUGUUGAAGAGGCCAACGGUGAGUACGAGCUCACCGAGGCUGUGGAGGACGGCCCAAGACCUUUCAAGGUUUUCCUCGAUGUUGGUUUGCAGAGAACGUCAACUGGUGCAAAGGUGUUUGGAUGCUUGAAGGGUGCCUCUGAUGGAGGACUCUACAUUCCACACUCGCCAUCCAGAUUCCCAGGUUGGGAUAUGGAGGUUGAAGAGUUGGACGACGAGUUGCUGAGAUCCUACAUCUUCGGAAACUACAUCUCCGAGUACAUGGAGGAUUUGGUUGAUGAUGAUGAGGAGAGUACAACUUGUUGUUCAAGAACUACAUCUCCGAGGGACCUGUACACCGAUGCACAUGCCGCAAUCAGGGAGGACCCAUCUUUCAAGCCUGCCGACAGAAAGUUCUCCAAGGAACAGUAUGCCGAAAACUCCAAGAAGUACAGAAAGAAGAAAUUGUCCAAGGAGGAGAGAAAGGCACGUGUUGCCAAGAAGCUCGAGGAGCUCAAGGCCGAGGCCGCCAAGAACUAA